AUGAACAUGUUGGACGUAGAAGACGACAGCUUUCACGUCACACGUGAAGGCUACUCCCAUCUGAGUGACUCAGAAUGGGAGAUAGUCGGCCGCAUGAGUGUGCUCAUGGGCGAACCCGCCAUCAGUGGUAUGUUGGAGUCUCUAAGCAGAGACCAGCAACAUGCUGCUAUCAACAAGUUCCUACAAGGGGAACUUGCCGUCGAAAGACAGAAGAUAGCCUUGCUACAACAGCAAGGCUCUCAUCAGUCGAUGGGCGGGCCGACGCACAUGCGUCGACCCGAAACCUUGAAGAUUGAUAUCUCAAGGGCCCGUCACAUCGAGGGUGACGAGAUGCAAGUCACCUUCGCCCUGUCAAAUUUGACAGGACGAGCAAAGACUUGGGCCUUAGGGCUCAAGCUUCACGACCCAAACGUGUUUGAGUCGUUGGAGAUCUUGAAGUCUCGGCUCAAAGAGACGUUUGAGCCGCCAAGAGCCGAGUUCAGAGCACGCUCUGCACUCUUGAGGCUAAAGCAAGGUAAGCGUGACGUGCAUGCUUUCGCACAACACCUACGCUACCUUGCGAGUAGCGUCACGGAAAACCCUGUUGAUGAGCACACGCUCAUCAACGUGUUCAUCUACGGCCUUGUGGAUGGGCCGGUGAAGACCUACAUGUUCCGAGAGGACUUCCAUACGCUGGAAAAGGCGAUAGCGUAUGCGGAACAAGAAGACUUCAGCCUGAGACAGUCUCAGGCUAACUCGUCAAACUAUUGUCCGACGAGACGACAGGAAACAGGAGGUCCCGAACCAAUGGACCUCUGUUACAUCGAGAGCGAGAACUCUCGCUCUCUGAUGUCCCAAGCACCGCAACACGUCCAAAGACAGGACGUGAUGACCACCGUUGGCCAAGGAAAGGUCCAAGGCGUGGGUCCGACCAUGUCGCUAAGCCGCGACAGCAAGUCGGACCGCCAAAAACGGUCAGGGUCAGUAGGGGCGGAGCACCCUGCUGAUCCAGCAACGUCAAGAGAAUUUGCAGGACUCUUGACGAAGAUUGCUCCCAACACACAGUCGCUGUGUGUUACUGCCCCUAGUGAUGAGGAGUCCCUCAUCACUUUGAAGAUCGAAGUGACAAGUGGAAUGUCACUUCGCGCCCUAGUUGACUGUGGGGCGUCGAACAGUUUUAUUCGACGCCAGUCGCUAGAGGAUAGUAGGCUCAACUAUGUUGAGCGAGAGUUCCCUCCAACGAGGAUGACGGUGUGCCUUGCUACAGGCGCAUCCGUAACAGUGAACAAACGUGUAGUGGGAAUCCACUACACGCUAGAAGGAAAGCAGUACGAUGAUGACUUUAUCGUACUGGAUUUGGAUGACAAAUUUGAUGUCAUCCUCGGUCUGCCAUGGCUUCGAAAAGUACCAGCCAUGGGUUAG
Peronospora matthiolae is the source of this 1401-nucleotide messenger RNA. The record is from the annotation of a GenBank genome assembly. Lineage: Eukaryota; Oomycota; Peronosporomycetes; Peronosporales; Peronosporaceae.